Molecule: messenger RNA, 1158 nt
Organism: Nerophis lumbriciformis (worm pipefish)
Lineage: Eukaryota; Metazoa; Chordata; Actinopteri; Syngnathiformes; Syngnathidae
Source: RefSeq, a predicted model, not a curated record
AUGAACAUCUCCACUGCUUCAUCUUUGUUACCCACAUUGGUCAAUACUGAUACCAUUUCACUAUUCUCACUCUCAGUUACAUCCCCUACUCGACCUCACAUGACAUCUUCUUCGGUCACUCCCAAACCAAGCAUGUGUUUAUUAGAUGACACAGCGCUUCGUCUACCACUAGCGUUUCUCUACUCCCUCUUGUUCCUCCUUGGCCUAGUGGGUAACCUCUUCGCCUUGUGGGUCUUCCUUUUCGUCAACGCAAGCCGCAACUCUGUGCGCAUGUUCCUCAUCAACUGCGCGAUCGCCGACCUGGUCCUUCUGGCUUGUCUACCCUUCCGGAUUUUCUAUCAUAUGAACGGAAACCACUGGCUCCUGGGACACGUGGCUUGCAAGCUGGUGGGGAAUCUAUUCUACAUGAACAUGUAUAUUAGCAUCACGCUACUGGGAUUCAUCAGCCUGGAUCGCUACUUGCGACUCAAAGGGAAGGGCAGAGUGAAGAGAAGCUUGGCGGUGCGACUGUGCGGGUGGAGUUGCCCUUGGAGUUGGGUGGCUUGUGGCGCGCUUUGGGGCUUGUCUCUGGCGGCGUUAGUUCCCAUGAUUGCUACAGCUGAGGACAAAGAGGACAAGCACAAAUGCUUCCAAUUCAAGCACCGGCAGCUAGCGAAAGGGAAAGCCUACUUCAACGUGGUGCUAGUGGCAUUGUUUUGGUUGGUCUUCCUCAUGCUCAUAGUGUCAUACGCCAAGAUUGCCCAGCGGUUAAUAAAAGUGUCACGGGACAAGCCGGAUCUUCCCAAUGCGCAAAGAUAUGAACGUACUGCCAAGAAAUCCUUUUUUGUGUUGUUCCUGUUCACUCUUUGCUUCGCUCCAUACCACAUAUUUCGGCCCAUCUAUAUUCUCGCCCAGCUAAAUCCGACGGCACCCUGCGACUACCUGCGUGUGGUGGAUUAUGUCAAUGAGAUCAUGCUGUUAUUCUCCGCCUUUAACAGUUGUUUGGACCCUAUCAUGUACUUUCUUAUCUCUGGCUCAGUGCGAAAAACUGCCCGCCACGCACUGAAAAACCGACUAUCCAAUCGGCUUUUCGUCCAAAACGAAGUCACAUCCAACAGUUCGACAACAGAGUUCCGAAGGUCUUCCGUACAUGUGGCUUUAACAAGAACAGCGGACUGA